Pichia membranifaciens NRRL Y-2026 is the source of this 4264-nucleotide messenger RNA. RefSeq lists its product as hypothetical. Gene Ontology annotation, biological process: tRNA export from nucleus; rRNA processing. The coding region runs from base 442 to 4161 and encodes 1239 amino acids. Gene Ontology annotation, cellular component: small-subunit processome; CURI complex; UTP-C complex. The record is from RefSeq and is a predicted model, not a curated record. NCBI's taxonomy places the organism in Eukaryota, Fungi, Ascomycota, Pichiomycetes, Pichiales, Pichiaceae. The transcript has a single exon.
GGAUCGGGCGGAGAGAGACAGAGAGAGAAAAAGAGAAAAAAGCAGAAGUGGUCGAUCGACGCCGAUUUGAGCCGAUCGACGCGGGGCAACGGGGCAACGGGGCAACGGGGCAACGGGGCAAAAAAAGGGGUCGAUCGGUGUGGAAGGGAUUGGCCGCGACGCUGGAGGCGGACAGAGAAAGAGAGAGAGGAUGAGACGGAGAGAAAACGGUGAGAAAAAAAAGGCAAAGAAAAAAAAAUGGAAAUUCUACUGCUUUAUCUUCACAAGCUCAGCUCGUGCCAGUGUUGCAGGUCUUCUGUUUCACGUUCCCGCUGUCUCCUUCUGCUGCUUUUUCUCUAGACCAGCAGCCAGCCACCCGCCCGUCAGCAAGCUUGCAUCUCUUUUCCGUCGGAAACACCCUCUUUUCUAAUAGUCCGCCUUCCUGCCAAGCACCCCGACACCAUGGUCAAGAGACAAAGACGUCGCGAUGAUGUGGACGGUGCCAAUGGCGCCGUGGGCGCCGUGGGCGCCGAAGGCGCCAGCACAGGCACAGACGUGUCUGGCGCCGCCUCCAACGGAAGCGGUGCAGCCAGGAAUGAAACUGAUGGUGGCAGAUCAACAGACACAGCAAAACACGAAAAAGACGAAGACGACGACGAAGACGAAGAAGAAGACGGAGACGAGGACGAAGCCGCCGAACAGGAACAGAAACCACAGCGCACGAAACUCGCCAAGAGACAGAAGCUCUCCGCUCACGACCUCCAGGUCGCAAGGGAAACCGCAGAGCUCUUCAAGUCGAACAUCUUCAAGCUCGAGAUCGACGAGCUCAUCAAGGAGCUCAAGCUCAAAGACUCACACUGCCUCCUCAUCGAGAAGAUCCUCCACAAGCUUCACAGCAUCAUCCAGCUUAUACCGCAGUCCGACCCGCUCGCCUUCGACGACGCUGUCGCCUACUUCGACUCCUCCAAUGUCUCGAUACCCUUCCCAGACCCAAAGCCAAACUUCCUCAACUACCCUCUCCAGUACACCGCUCCGGACGACGUCUCCCUCAUAGGCUCCUUCGGCCUCAAAACAGGCAUCCAGCAGAAAAACGGCAUGUCUGUCGACGUCUGCCUCACCAUGCAGAAGUCCCUCAUACAGCAGAAGGACUACUUGAACUACAGAGUCCUUUACAAACAGGCCUUCUAUCUCGCCUACCUCACCCAUCAUCUCUCCAUAUUGGCCCCACAACACAACCUGCCCAUCAAGCUCACGUAUGACUACCACAAUGGUAACAAACUCUGUCCGUCCCUGGUUAUCUCGAGCGACCCAGAAGCCUCCUCUAGCAAGAAGGACCUUCUUUUCAACAAGACUAACUUUUCCAUUAGAAUUUUGAUCGGCCUUCCCUUUGGAACAUUCGAGAGUAAGAAGCUUUUGCCCGACAGAAAUUGCAUCAGAAUCCAAAACUCAUCUGUCACCUCCAUAGAAGAUUUACCGCCAACCCCUCUAUACAACGCCUCCAUCCUCUCGUCUACAACUUAUUCCUACUAUUUGAAAUAUUUAUACACAACGAAAAAAUCAACAGAAAGUUUUAAAGAUGCAGCAGCAUUGGGGAAACUCUGGUUGUCCCAGCGUGGGUUUUCUUCUAAUGUGAAUGAGGGUGGGUUCGGCCAUUUUGAAUUCAACAUGCUCAUGGCGGCUUUAUUACAAGGUGGUGGUACAUCUUCAAAUAAAAUCUUACUGCACGGUUACUCCUGCUACCAACUUUUCAAAGGUACCAUCCGCUAUAUUGCAACCCAGGACAUCUGCGAUGACGGUCAUCUUUCCUUCAGCUCUCUUAUUGGUGACAACAAAUCUGUUUACAAAAAAUCAGGUUUCAAUAUCCCAACAGUUUUUGAUAAAAACACGAAGAUAAAUCUCCUCUGGAAAAUGUCUAAGUCAUCCUAUUCCAUCUUGAAAAAAUAUGCAAUCGAAACAAUGGACUUGUUGAACGAUGUGGUCAAGGACCGUUUUAACCAAAUUUUUCUUACCAACAACACAAAUUCAUACUUGAAGUACGAUUCUGUUGUCUCCAUGCCAUACUCCAAACUAAUAGAAUUAAACGAAGAUAAAUUUGGAUCUUUAGAAAAAAUAUCCUUUGUCACGUUAGAAAAUUACCUCUGUAAUAAAAUCUACAAAAUCUUACUCGAAGCGUUGGAUGAUCGCGUUUAUCAGAUUGACGUCCACCUUUCCCAAAAUACUCCCUCAUGGUCCACUGGUAAAAGGAAGCCCUCAAACAACUUGAAUAACUCGUUACAUCUGAUUAUAGGUUUGUUUUUCAAUCCAAGCGAAUCCGAUAAACGUGUAACAAAGGGUCCAUUACACACGGAGAAAGAAUUGGGUGAGAAAUUCGUCUCUUUUUGGGGAGAUAAGGCUCAAGUUAGAAGAUACAAAGAUACCACUGUUCAGUGGAGCUGUCUUUGGGAUGUUUCACCAACCGACUCUGUCGUAUUAACCAUCGUCAAAUACGUCUUAGAUAGACACAUGUCUAAUUCCGCCAACGAUUCCCAUUUACUAUCUAAUGAUAUCAUUGUGAAUUCUUCCAAAUUUACAUCUUUAUUACCUUCUCCUCUGGUUCCACAUUCUUCGAAUUCUCAACCUCUUAUUUUACCACAGCAUUUCAUUUUGCUUAAAAAUUCAUUUGAUGAAUUGGCCAAGGAUUUGUUAGCAUUGGACCUAACUUUGAAAGUUAGAAGCUUACUACCUACCUCUCCUUCGUUGAGAAACACGUCACCUCUAUUACCUGUUCCAUUUGCAACAGGGAAUCCAGAUUUCUACAAUGAUUGUGUUUUGCAAUUUGAAUCGUCAUCCCGUUGGCCUGAUGAGAUCAAUGCUUUAGAAGAUACCAAGACUGCGUUUUUAUUGAAAGUUUGCAGUGAACUUUUGGAGAAGAACAGUGACGAAUAUAUUGAUGCAUACAUUGUCAAGGAUAAAUCUUCAGUUCCAUAUAACUCAAAUAUAUCUGUGUUAAGAAUUUUGAAGAGCGACGGUUAUGGAUUUGCGAUCAGAGUGAUUACAGAGAAUGACGAGUUUCUUUAUUUGCGUGCCAUUGAAUCAGCAUCGAAGGCUACUGGUCCUUCCCAGCUGGCUUCAGUGGAAUUAUCAUACAUUAGGUUCAUGCAAAAAUAUAUCAAUGCAGUUAAACACCAUCGUAGUAUUUCAAUCUUAGCAACCCAUUUCCCAUACUAUUCUGCAACUGUUCGUCUAUUCAAGUUAUGGUUAGAUUCUCAAAUGAUCUUGAAUCACAUUCCAGAAGAAGUUGUCGAGUUGAUUGUCUUGCAAUCUUUUGUUGAUCCAGCUCCAUACGGUGUUCCUGGAAGUGUCAUGGCAGGUUUCUUGAGGGUUCUAUCUUUCUUAUCUAAAUGGAACUGGAGAGAAGAACCUUUGAUUCUUGACUUGUCCAGAGAGUUCAAUGGUAAUUACGAAGUCAACCCAGACAAGGAAAGUUACGUUGAUAGAAUCAGUGACCGUCUUGAUCUCACAACUUUCCAGACUAUCAAUCAGUCGUUUACCAAGUUGAGAGAGAGUGAUCCACAAGGUGUCAAAGUUCCUUACUUCAUAGGAACCAAGGAAGACAUUUCAGGUAAGGUUUGGACCCGUGGUAUCUCUCUGGUUAUUGCUUCACGUUUGACAUCAUUAUCUAGAGUGGUCUUAGAUGUUCUUUCCAAGAAUGGUCAGAAUGGAGUGGAGAUCAGCGAUCAAUUCAUCAAGUUGAUUUUCACUCCAGCGUUGAAAGACUAUGACGUUGUCAUUAAAUUGGAUUCUGCUAAGCUGAACUCCAAAAAAUUGCGCCGACUUUCUGGUGUCUUGCCAACAAACAUCAAAUUUAAAAACCUUGUUGAACCACUCACCAGGUACGAAGAGGCUGAGAAAUCCUCGGAUCCAGCAAUAAACUAUUACAAGGAUUUGAUUUCAAGGUUUGGAGAAGUUGUUGUUUGGAGUGUCCGUAAGUACGGUGGCUUGGUUGACGCAAACAGUGAUCGUGUAAUUACAGGGUUGGUUGUUCCGGGAAACCAAUCGAGAAAAUUUAGAGUUGGCAUCGCCUAUCCUAUACAGCCUACUGAUGGUGGUAAAGACCUUGUGAGAUUAGACGUGGAAGAUGUCUUGAAGAACUGUGCAGUUUUGGGUGGUGAUAUGAUCCACACCAUCGAACAGAAAAACUAAAUUGCCAUGUUCUUCCUACCACUAUAUAUAUAUGAUACAAAACCUAGAUAAUCAUGUUUAAUAUGUACAUUUUUAGCUGUUUCCUAAUAUUAAUUGUCUACAC